GUGACGUGCAGCCCUCCAAUCCUCCCCCACACGCCUCAUCUUCCACUUUUCCCCCAAAAUACAUACAUAUAAUAUAUUCCACCACUUCACGCGACAUCUCCACCGUCAACCACCGCAACUGCAACAUUCCGGCUAGUAUUAUCACUUUCCGUCCAGAAUAUACGAUGAUUGCUCCAGAACACGAUGAUAAUUCAUCAAGCUUCUUCGAUUUCAGCUUGAUCGAUCAGAUUCCGCUCCCCGGAGGUCAACUUCCGUCUCUCGAUUCCGAUUUCCUUUGGUCAUCUGAUCCCUUUACCGGCUCGACGAAUAUUAGUACCGAAUAUCUGGACUCAUCUUGUUGCAAGGAACUUGGAUCAAGAAAAAGGGUGAAUCCCGCAUCAUGCUCGUCUACUGAUACAAAAGCAUGCAGAGAGAAGAAGAGGAGAGAUAAGAUGAAUGAAAGGUUUCAAGAGCUAAAUGAAAUACUUGACCCAGGAAGACCACCCAAGACAGAUAAAACGGUUAUUUUGGGAGAUGCGAUUCGAAGGGUGAUUCAGUUGAGAGAAGAAGCCGUGAAGCUUAAGGAGUCUACUCAAGAUUUGCAAGCGAAAAUCAACGAAUUAAAGGUAGAAAAGACCGAGCUAAGAGAUGAGAAACAGAAACUGAAAGCAGAGAAAGAAAGAUUAGAGCAACAAAUUAAAGCCUUUACCAGACCACCUGCCACAUCAGCAUUCUUCCCAUAUCCGCAAAGCCCAAUUGUUGACGGCAAGUUUGUACCGUUCAUGGGAUACCAUGGAGUUCCAAUGUGGCCAUUCGCUUCUGUUCCUGCUGUCGAUACCUCAGAGGAUCAUAUUCUUCGUUCGCCUCUAGCUUAGGAAAAUCAACAUUGACCGUUUUUGUAUUUUUUAACCUAAGUUUUUUAUAUAAAUCAAACUAUCUUGACAUGAUGAUCAUUGGGGUUCUUACUGAUAAUGAAGUGUUAAGUUUUUUGCAA
Molecule: messenger RNA, 973 nt
Organism: Helianthus annuus (common sunflower)
Lineage: Eukaryota; Viridiplantae; Streptophyta; Magnoliopsida; Asterales; Asteraceae
Product: transcription factor bHLH115
Exons: 5
Coding region: 165-854 (229 amino acids)
Biological process (GO): regulation of DNA-templated transcription; intracellular iron ion homeostasis
Molecular function (GO): DNA-binding transcription factor activity; protein dimerization activity
Source: RefSeq, a predicted model, not a curated record